Molecule: messenger RNA, 3367 nt
Organism: Mizuhopecten yessoensis (Yesso scallop)
Lineage: Eukaryota; Metazoa; Mollusca; Bivalvia; Pectinida; Pectinidae
Exons: 2
Coding region: 82-3222 (1046 amino acids)
Biological process (GO): DNA integration
Molecular function (GO): nucleic acid binding
Source: RefSeq, a predicted model, not a curated record
CCCAACAAGGAGGGGGAUAAGUCAGGCAAGCUGUAUAAAAGGCAAAGUGGUCAGUACAGCAAACAGCCUUCCAAGGUCCAUAUGAUGGAGGAUUCUGAGGACGAGAUGUACAUGAUGUAUCACAUCAAUCACAUUGGGGAAUCAAGGAAACCCUACCAUGUCAAACUUCAAAUAGGGGGUAAGAAUGUGGACAUGGAAAUCGAUACAGGCGCUGGAAUUUCAGUGUUGAGUGAAACAACAUUUCGCGAGUUAUCUGAGGAUACUGGACUCGAACUCAAACCCACCCAGGUCAAGUUACGCACAUACACAGGGGCAAGUGUGCCUACUUUGGGCGAGUGCGUACUCACAGUGUGCUAUCGUAACUUUACGAGAGAAAUGUUGAUUGUAAUAGUCAAGGGUAACGGUCCGAAUCUCAUGGGACGCGACUGGCUAGGGAAAAUAAAGUUGAACUGGGCUGAGAUAUUCAAGGUCAGUGAGGAUCAUGAACUACAGACAGUGCUUGAUAAGCAUAAGGCAGUCUUUGCAGGAGGACUGGGUAAAGUGAAAAACUUUAAAGCCAAGAUAUAUGUGGAUCAGAACGAGAAACCGCGUUAUUUCAAGGCAAGACCAGUUCCAUACGCAUUGCGGGAAAAGAUUGAAACGGAACUGGAUAGACUGGUGCAGGAAGGCACCAUUGAGCCUGUUGAAAUGUCAGAGUGGGCGACACCUAUCGUACCCAUUGUCAAGUCGGAUUCUACCAUUCGUAUCUGUGGUGAUUACAAAGUAACUGUAAAUCAAGUGAGUAAGUUGGACAACUACCCAAUCCCUAAGACUGAAGAUUUGUAUGCUAGUCUUGGAGGUGGAGCUUUCUACUCGAAACUGGAUUUGAGCCAGGCUUAUCAGCAGUUAGAGUUGGACACCGAGUCGAAACCCUACACAACAAUCAAUACCCAUAAGGGCCUGUUUUGCUAUAAUCGUCUACCAUAUGGGAUUUCGUCAGCUCCCGGAAUUUUCCAGAGGACAAUGGAAAAUAUCCUUCAAGGUGUACCGCAAGUGAUAGUUCGUGUCGACGACAUCUUAGUCGCCGGGAGGGAUCGACAGAGUCAUAUCAAGAACUUAGAACUGGUUUUGACCAAACUGGAGAAUGCGGGUAUACACUUGAAAAAGAGUAAAUGCUUUUUCAUGAAGGAAGAAGUUGAGUAUUUGGGUCACAGGAUCACUGGAGAGGGCAUGCAACCGAUUGAGGUCAAGGUUAGAGCCAUCAAGGACGCUCCUGCGCCCAGGAACGUGAAAGAACUUCAGGCUUUCCUUGGUAUGCUUAACUAUUAUGCGUGCUAUUUACCCAACAUAAGCACAGUGCUUGCACCACUUCACAUGUUGUUAGCCAAGGAGACUGACUGGAAGUGGGGAAAACGCGAAGAAAAUGCGUUCGUCAAGGCCAAGGAACUUUUACAGUCGGAUACGGUACUCGUGCAUUACGAUCCGAAGAAGAAGCUAGUGUUGUCGUGUGAUGCUUCUCCUUAUGGCCUUGGUGCGGUUCUAUCGCAUGUCGAGCCAGACGGCAAGGAACGGCCUAUCGCCUACGCGUCGCGUUCGCUGGCACCGGCUGAAAAGAACUACUCUCAAUUGGAUAAGGAGGGCGCAGCCCUUAUCUUUGGUGUGAAAAAGUUUCACCAGUAUUUAUAUGGAAGGACAUUUACCAUAUAUACAGAUCACAAGCCGUUAUUGGGGAUUUUCAAGACUGAUCGGGCCAUUCCGACUAUGGCAUCUGCGCGCAUCCAGAGGUGGGCGCUUCUACUCGCGGCAUACGAGUAUGACUUAAUCUACCGUCCGGGAACAUUGAAUGCUAACGCCGAUGGGCUUAGUCGAUUACCUCUGAGUGAAACUGUAGAUGAGGUACCAGUUCCAGGAGAAAUGAUUUUGAUGAUGGACACGCUUAACUCUUCGCCCGUAACCUUUGAGCAAGUGCAAACCUGGACAAAACAGGACCCUACGUUACAGGAAGUUAUCGGCUGGGUGUACAGAGGUUGGGGAGAGAAGUGUCCGAAUGAACGGUUAAAACCCUAUCACAACCGGAGACAUGAACUCAAUCUGUAUGAGGAUGUUCUACUGUGGGGGAAUCGCGUAGUAAUCCCUACAUUUGGACGAGCAUCGUUGCUCGACGCCCUUCAUGAAGGUCACCCAGGCAUCGUCAAGAUGAAAAGUUUAGCUCGAGGGUACGUCUGGUGGCCAGGCAUUGACGCCGAAAUCGAGGAGCGAGUGAAGUGUUGUGAGUCGUGUCAACUACAGGCUUCCAUACCGGCAAUGGCACCACUUCAUUCAUGGGACUGGCCAUCGAGGCCAUGGUCACGCGUACAUGUGGACUACGCAGGUCCAUUUCUGGGUCACAUGUACCUGGUCGUCAUUGACGCAUACAGUAAGUGGGUUGAGAUUUUGGUUACAAACUCAUCCACAUCGGCAAUCACUAUCGAGAGACUGCGGUGCGUGUUUGCGCAACAUGGAUUGCCAGAAAUGUUAGUGUCGGACAACGGUCCGUGCUUCGUGAGUGAGGAAUUCAGUGUUUUUAUGUCAGAGAAUGGCAUAAAACAUGUAAGGACUUCGCCACACCACCCCGCUUCAAACGGACUGGCAGAGCGGGCAGUGCGGGGAUUCAAGGAGGGCAUGAAGAAACAACAGAACACAGAGGGUAGUCUGGAUAAAAAACUUUGUCGUUAUCUCCUAGCGUAUCGGUCAACACCGCAAACAACAACUGGAUUGUCUCCAGCGGAACUCUUGUUCAACCGUAGAGUCAGGACAAAACUUGACUUAGUUCGUCCUGAAGUUCGUGAGCGUGUACAGCAACAACAGCUGUUGCAGAAGAAACAACAUGAUCAGCACACGAAGGAACGUCAUUUCGCUGAGGGAGAUUCCAUAUUCGCGAAGAACUUCUAUGCUGGACCUAAGUGGAAAUCGGGUGAAAUCGUGUCGCGAAAUGGACCCGUGUCCUAUACCAUAAAGGGGGAAAAUGGAACAGUGGCUAGACGCCAUGUAGACAAAGACUUUUAUGACACCAUACCUACCUCUGUACCUGUAUCUGUACCGGUUACUGAGCCAAACAACUCAGUUGGUAAACCAAAGCCUGCAGAUAACACAUCGACACCUGUACCAUCAACAAAAUCGUCGAUUAGUCCAGGAGAACCUUCAAGGAGACCCCAAAGACCGCGUAAACCACCAUCGUACUUGAAGGAGUAUGUUCGUGAUUAGCUAGCAUUGAACACAUUAUUUUGAGUUUCUGUUAAGCUUUAAGUAAGGAUGAACUGUGUUCUAUGAACUUGGUAAACUUAAGUGUUCAGCGUUGGUAUCGCGCAUUAUUGACUGUGUUUAUUGAUGCACUCUAUCUGUGCAAGAG